This is a messenger RNA of Emiliania huxleyi CCMP1516, 3303 nucleotides long. RefSeq lists its product as hypothetical. The transcript is spliced from 11 exons. Gene Ontology annotation, molecular function: double-stranded DNA binding; single-stranded DNA binding; 3'-tyrosyl-DNA phosphodiesterase activity. Gene Ontology annotation, cellular component: nucleus. The record is from RefSeq and is a predicted model, not a curated record. Bases 1 to 3303 code for a protein of 1100 amino acids. Lineage: Eukaryota; Haptophyta; Isochrysidales; Noelaerhabdaceae. Gene Ontology annotation, biological process: double-strand break repair; single strand break repair.
AUGGCGGGCAACCACUCGGCGAAUCCCAUCGAGCUCUCCUCGGACGACGACGACGACGAGGUCCUGCAGACCGCAAAGCGUCAGAACACCGAUGGCGACGAGGCACUGGCGCGGCGAUUUCAGCAGGAGGAGGAGCAGCGCUUUGGUGCGUCCAGCCUCGCCGACGAUGAAGCUCUUGCUCGGCGCCUGCAGCAGGAGGAGCAGGAUCCGAGCGACGCGGCAUCGCUGGCGCUUGCGCAGCGGCUGCAGGCUUCGGAGAGGCUGCAGGCUUCCGAGAGCGGCCAAGCGGCGGGCCGCCACAGCGGCAGCCACUCAGCGGACCGCCAAAGCGGUGGCAGUGGCGCGGUCCGCUGCCGGUACGGCGCCUCGUGCAAGUUCCAGUACUGCCAGGGCCGCACGCUGGGCCGCUGCAAGUACCUGCACCGGUCGCGGGAGGAGGAGCGGCGGGAGGAGGAGGCCGAGGCCGCGCGUCGGAUGGCGAGCCGCUCGCCGCCGCCGCGGGCGGCUCAGCUCGACGAGCCGUCGACGAGCUCAGGCGAGCCGUGCCGCGCCUCGCCGCCAGAGAUCAGCUCCGAGCAGCUCGUCUGGUGGCAGCCAUUCGUCCGCCGCGCCCUCUUUGGCACGUUCGGUGUCGACUACGACUUUGUGCGCAGGCGAGACACCGCGGACACCUCAACGCUGCUGGCCGGCAGCCCGGCGACAGCCGAGCCGGGAGGCGUUGCCGUGUGCGUCAGUCCGGACGACCACACGCGCAACGCAGCGGGCGUCGACCACGCCACCCACGCGCCGUGGGCGGUCGUGUCGCCUCCGUUUUACGACGACGCGGCGUCGACGCGCGAGCGGAACCGCCUGAAGAAGGGGACGAUGCACCCGAAGCUGUGGAUCAACAACUGCUUCUGGGUGCAUGACUUCCCCCUCCUCCCCGCCGACGCGGGGCCAGCCAGCCCCUCCCGCUUUGGCACAGACCUGCUUCGCUUCGUGGAGGCGCCCCCUCCUCCGGCGCUCCUCCGCCCGUCGGAAGAGCAGACGCUCGCCUGGCGGACAAUCUUUGCGAAGUACGACCUCACCCCGCCCGCUGGCAUGCACAUCAUCAGCUCCGUCCCUGGCGCCUACCGCACCGAGGACCACGGAGCGGACGCGCUGCGCCGCUGGCUCAAGCACACUCUGCGACAGCGUGCGCCGGACCGGCGGCCAGCGCGGGUCGAGUACUGCUUCUCGUCGAUGGGCCGGCUCGAGAACAAGCUCGUCUGGCAGCCGCUGAAGCGGGCCCUCCUUGCCGGGGCGGCGGAGGGCGCGGAGGUGCGGCUGGUCUGGCCGGCGAUGGCGACGAUGCUGGCGACGAUGGCGUCGAGAGAGUCGCGCCGCCAGUGGUGGGCAGACGCGCAUGGCUUGGUGGGCCCGGGGGAGCAGUGGAUCGAAGCCAACUGGGAGCCUCGCGCGCACUUCAGCCACCACAUCAUGCCUUGGCGGCACCGCGCAAAGACCUAUCACCACGCCAAGGUGGCCGCCGGGCUGAGCGCGAGCGGCGAGCUGGUCUGGCUCUACCAAGGCAGCCACAACUGCUCUGGCGCCGCGUGGGGCAAGCGGCAGAUGGACGCGCACGGCACAUGGGAGUCGCUCUUCAUGUCGUACGAGCUCGGCGUCCUCUUCAUCCCGCCCUCGCCCCUCCCCGCCGCUGCCGCCCGCCGGAUCGUGCCUUGGUGCACGCCCGCCAAGUACUACGGCCCAGGCUCGGUCGCCAUGCUCCGCGAGUCGCGGACACGCACAUCCUAUCGUCACACUACCCGCCGCCCCAGGCACGGCGAGCUGCGGUGGCUUGUUCGGCUGCGUGUCGAGUCUGAGCGCGGCGUCUCUCUGCUGCCGCGCGUGCCCGUGCCUCCGCCAAGCCGGAAGGGCGACCUGUCGGGCUCCUUCCGAGGGGGGGAGUGGGAGCCGCUGCCUCAAGCGCCGGGCGGGUCCCUCCUGCUCGCCUCCGAGGCGGCCUCCUUCUCCCUCCGCGCCGCGCGUACAAGCGCGGACGCGGCGGUGCCGGUGCGCUUCUACCGCUGCGUCGGAGGGAGCGGGUUCGUCGCCGACCGCGUCGUCCUGCACAACAGCCCGGAUUGGGCGGAGCCAGUGCUGAGCGUCGCCAGCCCGUCGGGAGCGGGCGACGGCGCGGCGGGAGGGCCGCCGGCCGGCUUCCUGGUGGCGUUGCUGGCGGCGGACGAGGCGGCGAACGCGCCGCUGCUGCGGCUCCUGAGCGAGGCGCGCGCCGUCGUCGACGAGCGCUGCUGGGGCGUGAGCGCGCUGCAGCCGUCGGCCAUGUUUACCUCUUCGUGGCGCGCGGGGCUGUCGAGCGAGCCGGAGCCUCCUCAGCCGAGCCAUUCCGACCUCGUCGCGCUCGAGUACGGCGUCGAGGCGCUGCCGUGCCUCCUCCUCCUUGCGCCCGACGGGCAGAGGUGCCUCGCGAUGGCCUCUCCGCUCGAGGCCGCCGCCGCGGGCGGGGGCGGGGCGGUGCUCGCCCGCGGGGUGGAGGCGCUGCUCGCCCGGUCCGUGCCCGAGCUGCAGCUCCUCCGGAAGCAGAGGGCCGAGCAACAGGGGGUGCGCGAGCUGAUGGGCCACGUGCCUGCGCUCUACGCGGCGAGCGCGGCGCAGAUGCUCCGCCACGAGGGCAUCCGCCUCGUGGUGUGGCAGGUGGAGGGGUGCCUCAAGGCGGCCGUCAACGUGCAGCUGGCGGAGACGGCGGCCGCGGCGGGCGCAAAGCGGCACGACGCCUUUCAGGGCUACGGGUCGCGCGCGGCGAUCGCCUUUGUGAGCGACCAGGGCCACCGCUGCACCGACCCGACCGUCGGCGCGAGGGGCCGGCUCUCCGAGGCGGCGGUGCGGGACGUGGCGCGCAAGCUGGUGCGCCGCGUUGCCAACGAGGUCGGCGUGGGCGCGGAGGCGCUGGAGGGCCAUGUGCGCUGGUACCACUCCUUCCUCUCGCCGGCGGCGCCUCGCCUCGCCGAGAGCGACCCGCGGCGCGGUCGGCGGGAGUGGUCGCGCGAGUACGCCCGGCCGUCGCCAGGGCAGCUCCACCACGCGAUGGAGGACUCUGGCGUCCAGCUGCAGCUCCACCACGCGAUGGAGGACUUUGGCGUCCCCCCGGCGGCGACGCUGCUGGUGAGCUACGACGACCGCGACGAGGCGGCGGCGGACGCGGCUGGCGUCUCCUCCAUCCGCAUCGAGCAGCUCUGCAUGAGCCCCGCGCCCCUCAGCCAGCUGCGGAGGCCGGGCGCGAGCGGAGGAGGGAUGGCCGCGCCGGACGCCUUCGUGCCGCGGUGA